UCAUUCUCGGUAUUGCUCGACCACUCUCUGAACUUCACAUCCCACCGCUUGCAUCGCUUCUUUGCAUUCAUCAUGUCGAGCCCUACUUAUCCUCAGACCGCCGGCCAUCCGGCCCAAAACAUGGACAACUGGAACAACCGCUUCAACAAUGUCGUCAAUGAGGCAUCGGCACCACCUUCGACUGGCCCAAAGCAGGCGCGCACUGCCAAUUUAUUUGACUGCUGCGUGCCGCCGGAACUAUGUUUCCUUACAUAUUGUUGUCCAUGUGUGACGUUCGGAAAAUCGACUCAUCGGAUGGAGAAUGACGGCAACAUGACCAAUUUUGGGCCUGUGAACGUUAUGUGCGUCGUCUAUUACUGCCUGGGCCCAUGCGCCUGGAUUCUUGUCUGCGCUCAAGAAACGGAAGCCCGCCGUAAAUACAAACUGGACGGAAACCUAUGCACCGACUGCCUCAAAUCCUGCUGCUGUACCUGCUGUACCCUGAUGCAACAGGAGAAGGAGUCCAUCGCCCAGGAGGGUAAGCCAAACGGUCAGAGUGCGCAACAGUACCAGAGCAAGGAGUCCAUGGUUGCGAGGCCACAGUCAAUGUCCGGUCCUCCGUCUCAGAGUCGUCCGUCUCAGGAUGCUUCAUCUCAGGGUCCUCCGCCUAGGGCUGCUACGUUUGGGGGGACUCAAGUUCAGGAUGCACCUGCACCUGCAACUAUUAGCAGCGCGCCGGCGAUGGCUGCUUGAGCUCC
Mytilinidion resinicola is the source of this 737-nucleotide messenger RNA. RefSeq lists its product as uncharacterized. The coding region runs from base 73 to 732 and encodes 219 amino acids. The transcript has 3 exons. NCBI's taxonomy places the organism in Eukaryota, Fungi, Ascomycota, Dothideomycetes, Mytilinidiales, Mytilinidiaceae. The record is from RefSeq and is a predicted model, not a curated record.